Messenger RNA from Nicrophorus vespilloides, 977 nucleotides. RefSeq lists its product as uncharacterized. The transcript is spliced from 3 exons. Gene Ontology annotation, biological process: regulation of tube size, open tracheal system; septate junction assembly. The record is from RefSeq and is a predicted model, not a curated record. Lineage: Eukaryota; Metazoa; Arthropoda; Insecta; Coleoptera; Silphidae. Gene Ontology annotation, cellular component: septate junction; membrane. The coding region runs from base 218 to 892 and encodes 224 amino acids.
AUGUGUACUGAAGCUCCGACCAUAACAGUCAUACAUGCAGGUGUGGUCGAUCUUAUGGUAUACGAAUACACGUCUAUAGAAAUCUAAGAUUCAGUAAUAAAGUGCAAUCUUUUCAUAUGGCACACAAUUGUCCAUAAUAAAGUAAACAUUUAGUGAAAUCGCAUCCUCAAUUCUGCACGAACGUUUGCAGUUUGUGAUCGAAAAGAAAACUAAGAAGAUGAAAAAACGUUCUUUGGCUGGAAAUGUUGGACUGGGAUUUUUCGUGGUGACUCUUGUACUGGUAGCAGUAUCAUUCAGUACCCCCAGUUGGCUGGUAUCUGAUCCGCGGAUAAAUGGGGCGCGAUUAAAUAGAUUGGGUCUCUGGACCCAUUGCUUCCGGUCGCUGCCUGAUCCUAACUCUCCGAAUUCGCUAAACGCCCACCGUUUCUUCGUCGGAUGCAGAUGGAUCUACGACCCCUUCACAUCCGGAUACGAUGAGAUUCGCGGUUUUCUGGUUCCCGGUUUUAUGAAGGCUACUCAGUUCUUCUACACCCUCUGCUUUAUAUCCGUUCUCAUCUCAACUAUACUAUCCCUAAUAUAUUUCCUUUGCUGUCGCCCAGAUCAAAAACGGUUUAUAGAGUUGGUUAAAAUUAUCGCUUGCGUUCUCAUGGUUGGUGGCAUCUGCGGAAGCAUAGCCGUCAUUAUUUUCGCCAGUUUGGGAAAUCGAAACAAUUGGAUGCCCGGACACGACAAUAACUUCUUCGGAUGGUCCUUCAUUCUGGCGUGCAUCGGCUCCGCUACAUGCAUCAUCGCUGCUGUGCUGUUCUUCGUCGACGCGGAUAUUUACAGGCGGAAAGAAAAUUAUUUCAAAGAAUCACAAAGCAGAUUCGAGUUUGAAGAUACUAAAACAUAAUUUUUAAAAAUUACAACAGAAACACACUUAUUCAUGUAUCCCGAUUCCGUCCAUUCUACUGUAUAAUAAACUGAUUGUUACCAAA